This is a messenger RNA of Cryptomeria japonica (Japanese cedar), 525 nucleotides long. RefSeq lists its product as uncharacterized. The transcript has a single exon. NCBI's taxonomy places the organism in Eukaryota, Viridiplantae, Streptophyta, Pinopsida, Cupressales, Cupressaceae. The coding region runs from base 1 to 525 and encodes 174 amino acids. The record is from RefSeq and is a predicted model, not a curated record. Gene Ontology annotation, molecular function: phosphoprotein phosphatase activity.
AUGAUGAAGAAGAAAACAGUGGUAUUAGAUUUGGAUCGCACACUUGUUUAUGCGAGCAAUAGCUAUUUUGCACACUCAAAAAAAUACGAUUUCAUUAUUACGAUAGGAUGUUUUCAACGUUGGUAUGUACAGAAAAGGCCUCACGUGGACAGACUACUGAAGGAAAUGGCCAAAGAUUAUGAAAUCAUUGUUUUCACUUCAUCCACCAAAGAUUACGCAGAUGCUAUUCUGGAUAAACUUGAUGUGAAUAAUGUGAUAGGGGUUCGAAUGUACAGGGAUUCAUGCACCAAAAUGGGAAGGGCAUAUGUGAAAGAUCUUGCUAAGCUUAGAAAAGAUCUGAAAAAUGUCAUUAUAAUUGAUGAUAAUACUGUGAGUUAUAAACUUCAACCAGAGAAUGCAUUUCCAGUGAAGGCUUUUACUGGUGAUUUAUCAGACAAGCAGCUUUUGGAAGUCAUAGAUUUUUGUGACAAAGCAGUAAACUAUACAGAUAUGAGAGACGCCAUAUGGAAGCACAGGAUUGCAUGA